AUGAUGGAGAGGCAGACUUCGGGGCCAAUGCAGAAGUCGCCGUCGAAGUCCGUUGGUAGGAAGGACGAGUACACGUGCGAGGAGGUCGACAGCCUCAGCGAGCAGUUCGAGCAGAUCGCCAGGCGCCAGAUGCUCUCUCAAGGCCAGGUGAAGCUCAGGGCCACAGAACGCGACUUGCUGGCGGUCGCGGAAAACAUCCGCGACAAGCUGAAGGUCGCAGUGUCCGGGGAGAAAGGACAGCUCGCAGAGGUUUUCGGGGGCGACUGCCGUCGGUUCCACCGCAUCCGGUGUGUGCUGGACGAGGUAAAGCUCUCCGACAUGCACGCCAGUGAUCGGCGAUGGCCAGACGUGGCUGUCCAGAUGGACAUCAUCGAGCAGGUCCUCAAGGAGCUGGGCCUCUACAAGCCGUGGGUGCCCAAGAAGAAGGCACCCGAGUGCCUGAGAUAUCUGGGCGUGCGCAGCCGGAUCACGCCGGGGGACAAGGUGUUCCUGAGACCCGAGUUCGAAGCUUGCGAAGACGUGGUGUUCACGGUGGAGCCGCCCCUCCCUGCGGGCCUCGAGCUCGAUCCGAGCAACGGGCGGAUCACUGGCGAGCUGGACGCCGAGCUGGCGGUCGGCCUGCAGACGUACGUGGUCACGGCGAGGAACGAGGGCGGCGAGGCCUCGUUCGAGCUCGCCUUCGCCGUAGCGCCACCUGCACCGGGAACGAUAGCGUACCCGGUCAUGGCCGCUGAGCAGUUGUUCGUCGGAGAGGUGGUCCGCAUUGUGCCGGAGAGGGGCGGGGGACACCCGAAGGAGUGGUCCGUCGACCCUGAGCUGCCCGAGGGCCUGAUCAUCAGCCCUGGCACAGGCGAGAUCACAGGGGUACCCGUUGCGUUGGCGCCCGUCGCGGCCUACCUGGUCACCGCGGCCAACGCUGGCGGGAAGGUCAGCGUUCCUUUGCAGCUCGGCGUCGCGCACGCGCCGCCCCUGUGCCUCUCCUACCCAGACCUGCAGGAGCGCCGUGGGCAGCGCCAGGCCUGGGCCGUGCGUUCCAGAGCUGGCCUCGCGGGGUGCGUGCCGGCCGGGCCCGAGCGGGCCUUCGAGGCCCUCACCUCAACGUGCCGACAGGCGACUGGCAGUCUUAGGGGUUUCCUCUUCGGUGCGGUCUUGGUGUUCUUUGUAGCAGACUUCGGCUGCGGCAACGCCGACGGGGACUUCUACCCGCACAUGUUGGCGGUCGUUCCUCUUGCGGGGAUGGUGGCCUUCUCCACGACGGGCCAGCCCAUCAACGGUUCGCUUGAGUGUCGGAGGUUCAGUCCGGGCCAGCACGAGCUGCGCGGGGAGAACUGGGAGCCGACGCCGCCCGACUACGCGCAGGCGUUCUCUGUCGACGGGAAGCCCUGA
This is a messenger RNA of Prorocentrum cordatum, 1386 nucleotides long. Lineage: Eukaryota; Dinophyceae; Prorocentrales; Prorocentraceae. The record is from the annotation of a GenBank genome assembly.